AUGUCCUCGACAAAGCUUCAAGGCAUCAAUCCCAGAGUUGAAGUAGACGCCCUUCACAAAGAGAUAGCACGCUUGACACUUGACCAACGGUCUAUGAUUCGCUUCUCAUACAGCUUCAUGGAAGCAGAAGCAACAAGAAAUGGACUCGGUUUGUUUGUGAGGUUGUUUGCUGAGUUUCCACAAUACAAGACGAUUUGGCCACAAUUUCGCCAGAUUCCAGACAGCGCCCUCAUUUCUUCAGAUAAAUUGAAAAAUCAUGCCACGGUGUAUAUGGCAGGCCUAAAGGAAAUCGUGGACGUCAUGGACGACAACGAAAAGCUGAUCGUGGCAACUCGACGAAUCGCCGCCAGUCACUGUAAAUGGAGCAUCUGCAAAUUUCACAUCCAGCACAUGGUGCCCGGUCUACUGGAGGUGUUGAAUAUCUGCAUGGGUGGUCAGAUAACUCCAGAGAUAUCACGUGCAUGGGAGACGCUCUACGACAUCAUUGGAAAUAUGAUUGGUCUUCAAAAGGGUGUAAGAAGGCCGGACAUCUAA
This is a messenger RNA of Ostertagia ostertagi, 534 nucleotides long. Lineage: Eukaryota; Metazoa; Nematoda; Chromadorea; Rhabditida; Trichostrongylidae. The record is from the annotation of a GenBank genome assembly.